AUGUCGGAAAUACUGGACCAAAUUGUAAAGAAACCUGUAUUCAUCCACUCACUUUUGAAAGACGAAUUAAUUUGUGUCACAAAGUUUUUGAAAGUUGAGGUAACACAAGCUACAAGAAAGGCAAAAAUAAAAGAAGCCGUUAUAAAGAAUAUCAUCGAUAAUGGGAUUGUCGAAGCUUCAGCGUUUGAAGAAGAAGACGAAGACGAAGAUGAAAUGAAAGACGACGAAGAAGAUGAAGUAAAGCAAGAGAAGUCAGAAGACGUAGGAGUAGAAGACGACUUGGUAACGGGUGAGCAGACGAAAGAGGAAUCCUUGGAAACGUACAGAAAGGCAAAGUCAAGGUUGGCAGAUGGCGGCUUUAAACUGCGAAAAUGGUUGAGUAACGAUGAAGAGCUCUUGAAGCAAAUAAGUACAUAUGAAGGGGUUAAUGAGGUCGAGAGUAAAACCACAGACACACCAACAUAUGCUAAAACGGCCCUGGCGGGAAACGACGAGUGCUCAUCACAGAAGGUUUUAGGUUUGAAGUGGGACCUAAAUACGGAUAAAUUCGUUAUCAACCUAAAGGACGUUUCGGAUAAAAACGUACUUAGUGCUAUAGCAGGUUUGUACGAUCCGUUGGGUGUUGUCAGUCCUGUAGGUGUAAGUAUGAGAAUGUUCUUUCAAGAUUUGUGUAAGCAGGGUAUGGGCUGGGACGAAGAGUUGGAUCCCGGACAGACGAGAAAAUGGCACGAGUGGAUGGACGACUUCGCRGCCGUUAAGGAGGUAAGAGUGCCUCGUUGUGUGUACAGCGGAGGCAAUAAUUCACCUAAGUGUUCGCUACACGGGUUCGCGGAUGCCAGUUGCAAGGGGUAUUGCGCAGUGGUGUAUUUAGUCUGCGAAUCCAAAGAAGGUACAAAGGUAGAAUUGCUGACAUCCAAAACACGAGUAGCGCCUCUAAARGAACAAAGCAUACCCCGAUUAGAGUUAAUGGGAGCCRGAGUCCUCGCUCAGCUUAUUCACACAGUGACCAACGCCCUAAAGGGAGAAUUAGAGAUAGAAGAAACGUUCUUAUGGUUGGACAGCACGACCGCAUUGURMUGGAUAGAAAACAGAGGUGAGUGGAAACAAUUCGUUCGUCAUCGAGUGAACGAAAUUCUAAGACUAACGAAGAAGGCUCAAUGGGGUCAUUGUCCAGGGAAGGAAAAUCCGGCGGACUUAGGCUCGAGGGGACAGAUGGCAAGUAAGUUAGUGGGGAGUGAGUUAUGGUGGAAAGGGCCUAGUUGGUUAGUAGGACCAAAGGAGGGUUGGCCAGUCCGCGCAAMCGAAGUAGACGUAACGCCGGAAGCGAUGGUCGAGAUAAAAACGACAGCACUGAGCGUCAAUUCAACGCAAAAYAUUGACCUAGAGAACGUAGUAGAUCCAAGUAAGUAUGGUACAUUCGAAAGGCUUGUCCGUGUAGUAGCAUGGGUCAGCCGCUUUGUACAGAACGUGAAAGCGAGAUCUCAAGASAAAAGAACAGGUGGUAAGUUGAGAGUAGAAGRGUUGUUGCAGGCAGAAAAGAAACUGAUAUCUGCUGCGCAAGCAAAGAUGAAAGAGAAGGGUAACUUCAAGCAACUUGARUGUGAGCUAAGACUYGYAGAGCGUGAMGGUAUCCUGAGAUGUCGAGGAAGGAUGUGCAAUGCCGACUUAGAGGAUGAAGCGCGCGAACCRAUUCUGCUACCAAGGAGACAUCGUUUAACUGAGUUAAUAAUUUGUAAUUGCCAUAAGAGAGUUUAUCACUCAGGACUAAGAGCAACACUAGCAGAACUGAGGUCAAAGUACUGGAUCCCAAGAGGUCGUCAAAGCGUAAAAGCGAUAYUGCACCAGUGCAACGUAUGUAAAAGACAUGAAGGGAAACCAUACAGUGCACCGCCUACUGCAGAUCUACCCCACUUCAGAGUGAGACAAGAGGAGCCUUUCUCAAAGACAGGUGUUGAUUUUGCAGGUCCUUUGUACGUCAAGGGAGCGAAAGGCAGCAUGGGUAAGGUUUACAUCGUAUUAUUUACUUGUUGCGUGACAAGAGCAGUUCAUUUAGAUUUAGUARACAGCCUUGACGCAAAAACAUUCAUGUUGAGUUUGCGCAGAUUUACUUCAAGGAGAGGAUGUCCAACAUUGAUAGUGUCGGAUAAUGCUAAGACAUUCCAGGCAUCAUCCAAGUCCRUAAASGGGAUCUUCGAAAGUGAAGAUGUUUUAACCUAUUGCGAUCGGAAUCGCAUAGAGUGGAGGUUUAAUCUACCAAAGGCCCCGUGGUGGGGAGGCUUCUUUGAGAGAAUGGUAGGUACAGUAAAGAGAUGUCUUCGAAAGGUACUAGGGAAYGCAAGGUUAAAGUAUGAUGAAUUAUUAACGUGCUUGGUCGAGAUUGAAGGUACAAUCAAUUCUCGUCCAUUAACCUAURAAUACGACGAGGCAGGGAUAGAGUUCCUGACACCGUCGCAUCUUAUUUUCGGGAGAAGACUAACUUCACUACCAGACGAAUCAGGACGCACAGAAGACCAAGAAGAUGAGGUCGGAAGCAUUGUGAAAAGGUACAGAUACAUGGCAAGGAAACGGAUCCAUUUUUGGAACAGAUGGAGAAAAGAAUAUUUAGCCGAUCUGAGAGAGUAUCACAAGAYAGGUAAAGUAAGUACAGUGCGAAAGACACAGGUGGGUGAUGUGGUACUACUGUACGAAGAUGGAGUGAAGCGAAAUAGGUGGAAGAUGUUUAUGGAACCCGUCAAUAUGAUCGCAGACUGUAUCAUCAACGUAGCGUAUAUAGACUCUAGGAGGACUGAUAAAGAAAAUUCAGUAGUUUUCAAGCAAAAGGAUAAAAGUGAUGGAACGUUCUAUGGUGUUAAUUGCGUUCUUCCUGGCAGAGAAUCGUCAGUGUCAAGUCUAGCCUUUGCAGCAUCAACAGCAAUUGGUGUGGGGAUAGAKGWAAACAGUUAUACAACAUCAAAUAACMCAAGCUCUCCAUCAUCAUUUCGUAUUAACUUCUUUGCAACAUCCGUCCAGUCUUUGCUGUUAUGA
Messenger RNA from Exaiptasia diaphana, 3024 nucleotides. RefSeq lists its product as uncharacterized. Gene Ontology annotation, biological process: DNA integration. Lineage: Eukaryota; Metazoa; Cnidaria; Anthozoa; Actiniaria; Aiptasiidae. The coding region runs from base 1 to 3024 and encodes 1007 amino acids. The transcript has 4 exons. The record is from RefSeq and is a predicted model, not a curated record. Gene Ontology annotation, molecular function: nucleic acid binding.